Pogona vitticeps (central bearded dragon) is the source of this 902-nucleotide messenger RNA. Lineage: Eukaryota; Metazoa; Chordata; Lepidosauria; Squamata; Agamidae. The record is from RefSeq and is a predicted model, not a curated record.
AGAGUCACUGCCUGGUUAACUGCUCAGAGGGACACUAUUACCGAUCUGGUAACUGCCUAGAGUGCCCUGUUGGAUUCUACUGCCCAGGUGGCCAGAUGGCUCCACGGUGGUGUCCUGAAGGAACAUAUAAUAAUCUGACAGGUCAGGUGGAGGUCACAUCUUGCCAGGUCUGCCCAGAUGGAUACCUCAGCUUGGAAACCAGGGCUGGCUGUCGGAUGUGUCCAGAUGGCUACUGGUGUGAUCCACAGAGUGGUCUGCAGAAACGCUGCCACCCUGGUCAGUAUUCACCUGAAGGGGAGACAGAGUGCUGGCGAUGCCCCAAAGGCUACAUCUGCCCUGAUGGACAAGAGAAACAGCAUUGCCGAAGUGGCCAGGAGCCCAAUCCCACUCACACACUUUGUGUAUCCUGUCUUCCUGGAUUUUACUCUGUGGAAGGGACUCCAGAAUGCCAGCCCUGUCCAACAGGCCAUUAUUGCCCUCACGUUGGCACUGUUCAACCACUUCCAUGUCCACCUGGCUUCUGGACCUAUGCUGCCCAGCAGACUGAAUGUCAAAAGUGUAAUGGAAGUUCUUGCUGUCCAAAUGGCAUAGGUCACUUCCAUGCCGAUGGGCUUACUAUGGCACCGUGCCCAGUUGGAAGCUAUGAGCCCAGAGAACGUUUCACAAGGUCCACCAAUGCUUCCUUGUACUUCCCAGGAACCAAGCACGCAAUGCAGUACAAGUGUGGCGCCGGCACCUGGAGCAACCGGACAGGUCUAGUGACAGCGCAAGACUGUGCCUUGUGUCCAUCAGGGUGGUUCUGUAUGGCAGGUGCUCAGGCCCCUUCGGGAAGCUGCAGCGCAGGCCAUUACUGCCCAGAAGCAUUCCACAUGGGCAUCAAAAUGGAGAGUGGAGAUAUUUGA